Loxodonta africana (African savanna elephant) is the source of this 4961-nucleotide messenger RNA. It is a transcript of the gene PRRG3, whose product is annotated as proline rich and Gla domain 3. Lineage: Eukaryota; Metazoa; Chordata; Mammalia; Proboscidea; Elephantidae. The record is from RefSeq and is a predicted model, not a curated record. Gene Ontology annotation, molecular function: calcium ion binding. The transcript has 2 exons. Gene Ontology annotation, cellular component: extracellular region.
UCCUGGAGGAGCUGCAUGGAAGAGAUCUGCAGCUACGAGGAGGUCAAGGAGGUGUUUGAGGACAAAGAGCAGAUGAUGGAGUUCUGGAAGGGGUACCCAAACGCAGUCUACUCUGUCCGGAACCCCGUGUAGAGCUCAGACACCAUGUAUGUGGUGGUGCCCCUCCUGGGAGUGGCGCUGCUAAUUGUCAUCGCCUUGUUCAUCAUCUGGAGGUGCCAGCUGCAAAAGGCCACCCGCCAUCACCCCUCCUAUGCUCAGAACCGGUACCUUGCUAGUCGCGCUGGGCACAGCCUCCCCCGGGUCAUGGUGUACCGCGGCACUGUGCAUGGUCUGGCUGAGUCCUCUGGGCACCGGGAAGCAGGGAGCAACCCGCACGUGGUGCUGGGACCCAGUCGUGGGGUCAGGACCACGGUCCGGCUCGAGAAUACCUUGUACCUCCCUGAGCUCUCCCUCUCCAGACUGUCCAGUGCCACCCCGCCCCCAUCCUACGAGGAGGUGACGGCUCCCCAGGAGAGCAGCAGUGAGGAGGCCAGUGUCUCUUACAGCGACCCGCCCCCAAAGUAUGAGGAGAUAGUGGCCGCCAACCCUGGCUCAGAUAAAUAGUGGCACGAGGGCCCUGGGUAGAAACCUCCUUCAGGUGUCUUCGAUUUUCUUUUAACAAUUUUUAAGACUGUGCCACCACAAAACAGCCUUAGCCUCCUUGUUGCCAAAUAAUUCCAUAACCGUGGUUUUGUAGGAAGUCAGUUAGCAGCGACAGGGUGGGGAGGAUCAGGGGUAGGGAUCAUGCAUGAGUCAAAGUGCCCUGGGAAGAGUCACAGACCAGAGAGCCCAGCUCUUGUGGAUGCCCCCAUGCCCCUACCCUCCUGUGCACCUGUCAGGGGUUGGCUUCUCUUAUGCCAAAGGAAUCAUCCUUGGAUUGUGGUCCAAAUGUCCACAGGCUCAGACCCAAGGUUGUGGGGCUGACUGGACAACCUGUCUGGGUCUGGAAUCCCAACCACAGAGGUUCAGGCAAGAGGCCAGUCCUUUAGCACUCCUUCCCUCCUUUUCCCUAACAGUCCUGUGCUUUCUGUCCUGGCUGGGCUGGGCCAGAGCACUGCAUCAUGGGGAAAACCGUUGUGCUGACCCUGCCCACAACCUCCAGUGAUGGGCUGAGCUCCAGUUAGUGUGCAAGAUUUGCCCUGGCAUAGCCCCCGCUCUUUUCCCCGUCCUCGCAGCUGUCAGAACAAGCUCGUCUGAUACAUGGCUCUGGGGCGGAGAGCUGAAGUGUUCUCCUUGGCAGGGUGACUGGCCUGUAAGCCCAUUGGACCCAUGAGCUUGGCCUCCACAGCCCUGUGCUCUCUGGCUUUGAACAUUUAGGAUACUUCCCUUUACAUGUGUUGAACCUGAACUUCAGAUCAGUGAUUUCUCCGUAAUGAUGGUGCCUAGCUGGGGAGAAGAUCCUAAAGUGUCCCUUUUUUCUUAUUUCUUUGUGGGGAGGUGGGGGGAACCCAUGACCCGGGGUGGAAGGCCCAGCUGACGUUUGCUCUGUCAUUGCCAGGGGCUGGUCUGUUUUCAGUAACUCCUUUCUGUGGCUGUCAGUGACCAGGCGUAAGACACUGUCAACACUGCCUCCCCCACCCCACCUCCCUCUUCCUGGCCUCAGAGCCAAACCAUUUUUCCUCUGUGGUGCUUUAAAAAAUGUAGCACAUCUUUAAGGGGCCCUAAAGAGUGCACAGCCAGGGUCUGUUGGCAACCACAGCAGUUGAAAUCACACAGGCUUGACAAGCUUCUUGCUGUCUAAAGAGCUCUCCACGGUGGGCAGUGGGGCCUGGCCUUGGAAUACAGCUCUGCCUUGAGGCCCCAGAUGAUUUCUGGAGACCCCUCUGGUCCUGGGAGCCUGCCACGGAAUGUGUUUAAAGUUAGAGGGUUGUGUUCCUAUCCCAGUGAGACCAGCAGCAUGGAUGACUUGACCUAUGGCUAGGAGUCUCCUUCCCCUCACCUCACAGGCCCUUUGAAAGCUGACUGAGCUAAUGUCUGUGAAGUGCUUGAAGCACCAGGGAGCCCAUGAGCUUUGCCCUUAGGAAGACUCUUCCAAAAAUGUGUAGGUUAUAGUGGAUCAGUAUUAGCUGAGGCCCCCAUAUGCCUCUGAGGAGGUUGGGAGGCCCCAAGCUGAAAAUGUUGAGCCUCAACCUAGGGAGUCAGUCUCCUGCCAGUUGGCCCUUUCAGUCCCCUCCCCCACCCCCGAGGUUUCCUUAAUGCCAGAGGUGCUGACCACGUGGCAUUUCACCUUUAAUUUCUUCUUCUCCCUUCCCUGGGACUCGAGCACUGCACUCCAGCCCUUUUCCACAAAGGGAGUUUUGACCUAACAAGCCCCUUCUUUUUCCAUGGUGGAGGAGGCCAUGUUGGAGGGCCUAGGGAAGGCAGCUCCACUGUCCCAGCAGUGCCUCAGGCAGGUGCCUGCAUGUGACCUGGGAGCCCAUGAGAAGACACUUACCCCAAUGUGCCUCCUCUCUAGUUGGCAGAGAGCUAGGCCUGGGCCCCGCUGACCAGAGACAAAAGGAGGAUGCCAAGCAAUGCCUACUGCCUUUGGCCUCUGCGGAGCCCUUCUCUGCUGAGGGCCUGGAUAGCUUGGGGCUGGGUGGAGAUGGGAAAGAGCAGGAAGCAGGCGCCUGGGGAACAGCCUGUCCAGGGCAGGUCCGUGUCCUUCAGAGGCUGAAUGCAGGCCCCUGGGAAGAACCUAGAGUCAGUUUCUUUAGGCCCUGGCACAGCCUGGGACAACUGAGGCUCUGUGGUCUUGGUUCAGGUGCUUGAGGUGGAUUCUCCAUUCUUCGAGGUUGAUUGAGGCUGCAGUCUCUGGGAUGUUUAGAAGCAUAUUGUAGGAAAAAGGCUGUACAGUACACAGUGGGCAUGACUCCUGUGGUGCACAUUUGGCUUUUAAGAAUGCCCUGUACAUAUUUUUCGAACUCUGUCUUUGUAUGGACUUGGAUUUGAUACAAUAUUAACCCUGAGUAGCUACAUUUUUGUUGUCUUGGGGCCUGUGUGUCUGUGUGUAUGUGUGUGUAUAUGUGUGCAUGUUGCCUUUUCUCACAUGUUUAUCUGAGCACUCCUGGGCCUUGUUUUCCCUUUUUGUGUGGAAAGGCAUGUGACUAUUGACUUUGGGAAUGAGGGGGGGAGAGCUAGCUAUUUAGACAUUUUUCAUUAAGGAAAAAAAAAGAAGAAAAGCCUUUAAAAAGUUAAUUGAAAUAGGACUGUCACUUGUUUUCAACCAAAAACUUUUUAAGACUUUUAAAAACAAGAACCACCAUCACGUCCGUCCCCCUCUGCCCCUCACCUCGGGUUUCCGCAUGAAAGCACAAGAGAAAGAGGCAUGGCUGCCGUGCCCAUGUGAACACCACCAGCACACCUGUGUCGCUCUCUGGCUGAUGUCAACGCAUUACUGAGCGGUCUCCACAAGAACCCCACUGCCACUCGUGUGAAUUCCAUUGGGUGCUUUGGAAACCAGGCAUCAGCCUGAUUUGUUGGACGUUGUCUUUUGGUGGCCCAAAUGGGAGGGAUUCCGGGUGUGACAUUGUCUUUUUGUUAAGUCUUUGGAGCCAGAUGGUUUGCCUCUCUCAGUGAAUGGAGGACUCCCAACCCCCAGCCAGAGUAGACUUUUUGACCAAAUGGCACCGAGAAGAUGAGAAAAAAGCCAACACUGCCUCUAGAAUGUUCCUUUGUCCAAGACAGAGCAAGAGAGCCGGCAUGGCUCCCUAUACCCCCAGCUCUGUCUUUCUAGGACUGUGUCCGCUGUCUUGGGUAUGUAUACUCACGCUCACAGCUGAGGUGCCAAGCUGGGUUUCAGCCUGACAAGUAAUGAGGCUCCAUUUCAGGACUGUGCCGAUUAAGAAACAAACACAUCCUCCCCACUACACUCUACUAAUACUAAUCAGUGUAAUUAUCUCAUUUAAGAUGAGUACUGUAAUCAGACUGCCUGCGACGCCACUAAAACCCCACUCAUUUCAAGCCCACUAACUCAGAACUUCGAGCAAAUCGCAGCUUAAGAGAAUUCACAGUUAUUCUGUGAGCCUUGCUGAGUGAAAAUAUUGGAAAUAUUUUUCCCUUUAGUAAAAUUUCAGAGUCUUCUGUGUAAGAGGAAUCCAGUUGAAAAUGAGUCCCUUUUGCAAAUAAAGGCCUGAAGAUAUUAAGGAUCCCGUCACUGUGCCUUCAGCUUUGGGGUUUAGCAAUUCUUGUGUGUGAGGCUCCUUCCGUCCUGGAUGAUCUCUGGUUCUCUCUCCACCAUGGCAAUGUUUGGGUGUUGCCGCCUUUCACCCUACUCCUUUAUUUAUCCUCCGAGUAACAGAGUCUGUGAACUCACCUGUAGUUGUAAGUAGCACACCUGUGUAGCUUUCCAAGGAGUCUGUAAAAGCACACGUUUUGGUAUUAGACUAGCCCUCCCAUCAUUCGCCCCCAAACUUGCAAACUUAAGGAGAUUUUGCUUUCACAGGCUUGUGGGCAGUGAGUCUCUCCCUCUUGAGCAAGAAUUUCUCUGGCAAAGGUAUCCAAACACCACACCCCCUCGGGCUCACUGCAUCCCCAGUUGCCGCACUGUGCUGCCAACUGACUGGUGAUUGGUGCCUGCCCUUCUCCCAUCCUCUGAGUCCAAGCAGGACCACAGACAUCCAGGAUCGAGACAAAUCCCCAACUCCUUAGCCUCCCAGUCAGUCUCCCCUUAUAGAUGUCCCCUUCCCAGGCCUGCACCCACCUGCUAUUUCACCCUGCUAUUGUGAAUUCGUGACAAUAGAAACCCUGCUAUGUGCCACUGAGCCUAUUGGAAUGAUGUCUGUGAAAUAGAGUCACUUUUGUCCCACUUUAAACUGUGCUCGUGUUCAUGUGGUGACCAUUGUCAGCUGGGACAUCUGCACACUCAACAAUAUGGCAGGAUUUCACUCGAGCCUGGGGCCGCAAACAUGCUUGCUUCUGAUUUCUCUCUCUCUCUUUUUAAA